AGAAAUCCAACUGAUGUUGAAUUAUUCAUGUUUGCUCAAGUUAAUUCAGAACACUGUCGUCAUAAAAUCUUCAAUGCUGAUUGGACUAUAGAUGGUUUGAAGAAAGACUUAUCUUUAUUUAAAAUGAUUAGAAACACUCAUGCUAAAAACCCUCAAUAUACCAUUUCUGCUUAUUCUGAUAAUGCUGCUGUAUUCGAAGGUCCUCAAGGUUAUGUUUGGACUCCUGAUUUCCAAACUAAAGAGUGGAAAUCUAUCAAAGAAACUGUUCAUACUUUAGUGAAAGUUGAAACUCAUAAUCAUCCAACUGCAGUUUCUCCAUUUGCUGGUGCCGCUACUGGUUCUGGUGGGGAAAUUAGAGAUGAAGGUGCUGUUGGUAGAGGUUCUAAAUCAAAAGCUGGUUUAUCAGGUUUUUCUGUUUCUGAUUUAAAUAUUCCAAAUUCUCGUCAACCUUGGGAAAGAGAUAUUGGUAAGCCAAAUCAUAUUGCUUCUUCUUUAGAUAUUAUGUUAGAAGCUCCAAUUGGUUCUGCUGCUUUUAAUAAUGAAUUCGGUAGACCUGCCAUUAAUGGUUAUUUCAGAACUUUAACUACCGAAGUUGAAAAUCAUAAAGGUGAAACUGAAUUUAGAGGUUUUCAUAAACCAAUCAUGUUGGCUGGUGGUUUAGGUGCUAUUAGACCUGAUCUUGCCCUUAAAAACACCAAAAUCACUCCUGGUUCUAAAUUAAUUGUUUUAGGUGGUCAAUCUAUGUUAAUUGGUUUAGGUGGUGGUGCUGCAUCUUCGAUCUCUUCAGGUGAAGGUUCUGCAGAAUUAGAUUUUGCCUCAGUUCAAAGAGGUAAUCCAGAAAUUCAAAGAAGAGCUCAACAAGUUAUUGAUGCUUGUGUUUCAUUUGGUGCCGAAAAAAAUCCAAUUCAAUUCAUUCAUGAUGUUGGUGCUGGUGGUUUAUCUAAUGCAUUACCAGAAUUGGUUCAUGAUAACGAUUUGGGUGCUAAAUUUGAAUUAAGAUCUAUCUUAUCAUUAGAACCUGGUAUGUCUCCAAUGGAAAUCUGGUGUAAUGAAUCUCAAGAAAGAUAUGUUUUAGCAGUUACUAGUGAAAAUUUAGCCCUUUUUGAAGAAAUUUGUAAUAGAGAAAGAGCUCCAUUUGCUGUUGUUGGUGAAGCAACCGAAGAACAAAGAUUGGUUUUAACUGAUUCUUUAUUAAACUCCACUCCAAUUGAUUUAGAAAUGUCUGUUUUAUUCGGUAAACCACCAAAAAUGUCAAGAACCGCUUUAACUCAAGAAUUAAAAUUAAAACCAUUUGACAUUUCUCAAAUUCAAUUAAGUGAAUCUAUUGACAGAGUUCUUCAAUUGCCAGCUGUUGGAUCUAAGAAUUUCUUAAUUACUAUUGGUGACAGAUUUGUCACUGGUUUAGUUGAUCGUGAUCAAAUGGUUGGUCCAUGGCAAACUCCAGUUGCUGAUGUGGGUGUUACUGCCACUUCAUUAGGUGAAACUGUUUUAUCAACUGGUGAAGCAUUGUCAAUGGGAGAGAAACCAACUUUAGCCUUAAUUAGUGCAAGUGCAUCAGCUAAAAUGUCAGUUGCUGAAUCUUUAUUAAAUAUUUUUGCCGCUGAUAUUCCAUCAUUGGAUAGAGUUAAAUUAUCUGCUAAUUGGAUGUCUGCUGCAUCUCAUGAUGGUGAAGGAGCUAAGUUAUAUGAAGCUGUUCAAGCCAUUGGUUUAGAUUUAUGUCCGGAUUUAGGAGUUUCAAUUCCAGUUGGUAAAGAUUCUAUGUCGAUGAAAAUGAAAUGGGAUGAUAAAGAAGUAACUGCACCAUUAUCAUUAACCAUUACUGCAUUUGCUCCUGUUGAUAACACUUCAAAUACUUGGACUCCUCAAAUAGUUAGAAAAGAUGAUACUCAAUUAGUUUAUGUUGAUUUAGCCGCUGAUGUGAAGAAAUCAUUAGGAGGAUCAGCCUUAGCUCAAGUUUAUAAACAAGUUGGUAACCUGGCACCAACUGUUCAUUCUAAUAAAUUAUUAAAGAGUUUCUUAGAAUCAUUGGUUGUUUUACAUAAAAAACUUAAUGUUUUAGCUUAUCAUGAUGUUUCUGAAGGUGGGUUAUUAACCACUGUUUUAGAAAUGGCAUUUGCUGGUAGAGCUGGUGUCAAAUUAGAUUUGAAAGGAGAUGAUUUAUUAACUAGCUUAUUUAAUGAAGAAUUAGGAGCAGUUUUCCAAAUUAACUCUAGUGAUUUAGCUUCAUUUAAUGAAAUCUUGAAUACUAAUGGGGUUGAUUCUAAAUACAUUCAAGUUAUUGGUGAACCAAUAUUUGAUUCUGCACAAACCGUUUCUAUUAAUUAUAAUAAUGAAUCAGUUUAUGAAAAUACUCGUGAUGUUCUACAACAAUUAUGGGCCAAUACUUCCUACCAAAUUCAAAGAUUAAGAGAUAAUCCAAAAACCACUGAUGAAGAAUAUGAAGGUAUAAAAGAUAACAAGGAUCCUGGAUUGUCAUACCAAUUAACCUAUGCAGUUUCUGAUGAUUUAGGUAUUGAUACUAAAUCAAGUAACAAACCAAAAGUUGCAAUUUUAAGAGAACAAGGGGUCAAUUCUCAACAGGAAAUGGCUUGGUGUUUUAGCCAAGCAGGCUUUGAAGCUUAUGAUGUCCAUAUGUCUGAUAUUUUAAGUGGUAAAGUUAGUUUAGAUAAAUUUGUUGGUAUUGCAGCCUGUGGUGGAUUUUCAUAUGGUGAUGUUUUAGGAGCAGGAGCCGGAUGGGCAAAAUCUGUUUUAUUCAACGAAAGAGCCAGAAAUGAAUUUAUUAAAUUUUUCCAAGAAAGACAAGAUACUUUUGCAUUUGGUGCUUGUAAUGGUUGUCAAUUCUUAAGCAGAAUUUCUGAAUUAAUUCCUGGUACUGAAUCUUGGCCAUCAUUUGAAAGAAAUGUUAGUGAACAGUAUGAAGCUAGAUUUGUUAUGGUUGAAGUUGCCUCAACCCAAUCAAACAACUCUAUUUUCUUAGACGGUAUGAAAGGUUCUAAAUUACCAAUUGUUGUUGCUCAUGGUGAAGGUAGGGCAUCUUUCCAAGAUUCAAAUCUUGAUGACUUUAUUUCCAAAGGUCAAGAUGUUAUUAAAUACGUUGACAACUAUGGUGAUAUUGCCACUACUUAUCCAUAUUUACCAAAUGGUUCCACCAAUUCAAUUGCCGGUAUCUCUUCUGAAAAUGGCCGGGUCUUAGCUAUGAUGCCUCAUCCUGAGAGAGUUUGUAGAAAAGAGUCCAAUUCAUGGUAUCCAAAAGAACAAGCCGAAGAAUGGGGUCCAUACGGUCCUUGGAUCAGAUUGUUCAGAAACGCCAGAAAAUGGGUUGGUGAUCAGUAUUAAUGUUUAGAUGAUAAUGUAUAAGUAAGAUUUUUGCAACAA
This is a messenger RNA of Hyphopichia burtonii NRRL Y-1933, 3375 nucleotides long. RefSeq names its product phosphoribosylformylglycinamidine synthase (gene ADE6). Gene Ontology annotation, molecular function: phosphoribosylformylglycinamidine synthase activity. NCBI's taxonomy places the organism in Eukaryota, Fungi, Ascomycota, Pichiomycetes, Serinales, Debaryomycetaceae. Gene Ontology annotation, biological process: 'de novo' IMP biosynthetic process. Bases 28 to 3336 code for a protein of 1102 amino acids. The record is from RefSeq and is a predicted model, not a curated record. The transcript has a single exon.